Molecule: messenger RNA, 1848 nt
Organism: Chrysochloris asiatica (Cape golden mole)
Lineage: Eukaryota; Metazoa; Chordata; Mammalia; Afrosoricida; Chrysochloridae
Gene: LZTS1
Product: leucine zipper, putative tumor suppressor 1
Exons: 3
Coding region: 33-1820 (595 amino acids)
Biological process (GO): regulation of synaptic plasticity; regulation of dendrite morphogenesis
Cellular component (GO): dendritic spine
Source: RefSeq, a predicted model, not a curated record
CCUGCACUGUCUGUCCUUGGCUCCAAGUCACCAUGGGCAGCGUCAGUAGCCUCAUCUCUGGCCAUGGCUUCCACAGCAAGCACUGUCGGGCUUCCCAAUACAAGCUGCGCAAGUCCUCCCACCUCAAGAAGCUCAAUCGGUACUCAGAUGGGCUGCUGAAAUUUGGCUUUUCCCAGGAAUCAAAUCAUGGCAAGUCCAGCUCCAAAAUGGGCAAAAGUGAAGACUUCUUCUACAUCAAGGUCAGCCAGAAGACCCGGGGAUCCCGUCCAGACUACACUGCCUUGUCCAGUGGGGACAUGGGCCAAGCUGGGGUGGAGUUUGGCUUGUCCACCCCGUCCAAGCUUGUGCCCUUCUCCAAUCAGCUAGAAAUGGGCUCCGAGAAAGGGGCGGUACGACCCACUGCCUUCAAGCCCAUGCUGCCCCGGUCAGGAGCCCUCCUCCAUUCCUCCCCCGAGAGUGGCAACCACCAGCUGCACCCCGUUCCUCCAGACAAGCCCAAGGAACAGGAGCUGAAGCCCAGCCUGUGCUCUGGGGCACUGUCUGACUCUGGCCGGAACUCCAUGUCCAGCCUGCCCACACACAGCACCAGCAGCAGCUAUCAGCUGGACCCACUGGUCACUCCUGUGGGCCCUAGCAGUCGAUUUGGAGGCUCGGCCCACAACAUCACACAGGGCAUCAUCCUCCAGGACAGCAACAUGAUGAGCCUGAAGGCUCUGUCUUUCUCUGAUGGGGGGAGCAAGCUGGCCCACCAGGGCAAGGCGGACAAGGGCCCCUCAUGCGUCCGCUCCCCCAUCUCCACAGACGAGUGCACCCUCCAGGAACUGGAGCAGAAACUUCUGGAGAGGGAGGGCGAGCUCCAGAAGCUGCAGCGCAGCUUUGAGGAGAAGGAGCUGGCCACCAGCCAGGCCUAUGAGGAGCGGCAGCGGCGCUGCAAGGAGGAGCUGGAGGGCCUGGAGCAGAAGUGUACCAGCAAGUUGAAGCAGGUCUCGCAGAAGAACCAGCGUACGCAGCAGGUACUGCACCUCCAGGUGCUCCAGCUCCAGCAAGAGAAGCGGCAGCUCCGGCAGGAGCUCGAGAGCCUCAUGAAGGAGCAGGACCUGCUGGAGAGCAAGCUGAGGUCCUACGAGAAGGAGAAGACCAACUUUGUGCCUGCGCUGGAGGAGACCCAGUGGGAGGUGUGCCAGAAGUCAGGCGAGAUCUCGCUUCUGAAACAGCAGCUGAAGGAGUCCCAGUCAGAGGUCAAUGCCAAGGCCAGUGAGAUCCUCAAUCUGAAGGCACAGCUGAAGGACGCUCGGGCCAAGCUGGAGGGUAUGGAGCUGAAGACACAGGACCUGGAGAGCGCUCUGCGCACCAAGGGCCUAGAGCUGGAGGUCUGCGAAAAUGAGCUCCAACGCAAGAAGAACGAGUCGGAGCUGCUUCGUGAGAAGGUGAACCUGCUGGAGCAGGAGCUGAUGGAGCUGCGGGCCCAGGGGGCUUCCCUGCGGGGCCUGGGGCCUGGAGCCACCUUCUCUGAGGACAUCCCUGCCCUGCAGCGGGAGUUGGAGCGGCUGCGGGCCGAGUUAAAGGAGGAGCGUCAAGGCCACGACCAGCUGUCGUCGGGCUUCCAGCAUGAGCGGCUGGUGUGGAAGGAGGAGAAGGAGAAAGUGAUUCAAUACCAGAAGCAGCUGCAGCAGAGCUACCUGGCCAUGUACCAGCGCAACCAACGCCUGGAGAAGGCCUUGCAGCAGCUGGCCCGUGGGGAGGGUGCAGGGGAACCCCUUGAGAUUGACCUCGAAGGGGCUGACAUCCCCUAUGAGGACAUCAUAGCCACUGAGAUCUGAAGGGCCCCUGGGAUUAGGAGGGCUGGGG